GGAUGUGUGGGGACCUAUGGUGAGGUGGGGUCCAUGAAUAGUUGCAUCCACGCGAGAGAGGGACCUUGUAUGUUGGGUUUAUGUUUAUGUUUCUUUUUGUUUUUGUGUUUUUUUUGGUUCGUAUGAAACCGUUGCAGAACAGAAUUGGGUAAGUAAGGAAGUGAGAAUGCACUAGAAUUUUCUUUCUAUCUUAAUGCUUUCUCUGCGUGCAAGCCAACCUCAUCCAUCAUCGUGUACGGCAAAAAACAUCAUUGCAUUAAACUCCCUUCUCUCUCUUCUCUUUCUCUCUCUUGGGAUUGCUUGUGGGGUGCUUUAUAUAUAUAACUAGUCCUAUACAGGUUUCUAUUACCUCACUUUGCAUGGUCUCUCUUCUAUACUUAUCUUUCUCCACUUUCCCUUCUCUCUCAAGUACUCUCAUACACACAAACACACCAAACUGCAUACCCACAUACACAAUCUACCAAAAGCUCUUACCUUUUGAGUUCUUUAGUUGAGUUAAACUCAUCGUUUCGAUCAGGAGUGCAUAUAUUUCCUUUGUAUGGAUGGAUCCUUCUACUGGACAACACCAGCAAAUGUCUAACCAGUCAUUGGAGAACAUGUUGGCAUGUUCAAAAGCACAGCAGGAGAGGAAGCCAAGGCCUCAGCCAGAACAAGCUCUAAAGUGCCCCAGAUGUGACUCCACCAACACCAAAUUUUGUUACUACAACAAUUACAGCCUUUCCCAGCCAAGGUACUUCUGCAAGUCUUGCAGAAGAUAUUGGACCAAAGGAGGAACACUGAGGAAUGUUCCAGUGGGAGGAGGGUGCAGGAAGAACAAGAGGUCAUCAUCAUCAUCUUCAUCUUCAAAGAGAAUCCAAGAUCAAGGAUUCACACCCAAUCCAAACAACCCUCUCACUGGUUUUCCUUCCUUGUCUUAUGACUCCAGCGACCUCACUCUUGCACUAGCAAGGCUGCAAAAGCAGUCAUGUGGGCAAUUGGGUUAUGAUGAGCAUGACUUUUCAAUUUUGGGGAAUCCCACAAGCACCCCAUGUGAUAUCCUUGGCAACCCUGGCAUGCACCACUCUUCCACAAACCCGGGCUUCUUGGAUUCUCUUAGAAGUGGGUUCCUUGGAACACAAAGCAAUGUUCAGAAUCUGUACUAUGGAUAUGGGAAUGGAGACAUGGGGGAGGUGGACAAUGGCAAUGCUUGUGGUGGUGGGGUUAGUGGAGAGAUGAUGCUGCCUUAUGAUCAAGAAAUGAGUGUUGCCACCACCCAAGCAGUCACAGUCACCACCAUGAAACAAGAGCUUUGCAAUGCCAGGGAGCAAAGUGAGAGUAGGGUGUUGUGGGGUUUCCCAUGGCAACUCAAUGGAGACACCAACAUGGCUGAGCUUGACUCAGGAAGGGCUAAUUGGAAUGCUCUCAACUCAUCCUGGCAUGGACUUCUCAAUAGUCCUCUAAUGUAGACACAAUCAUCAAGCUAAGGCACUGAUAAUUAAUUCCUCAAGUGUUUGAUGAAAAAGAAAAAAAAAAUCAGUCUAAUUAGGACUUUCAAUCCUCUCGAGUGCUGAGGUUAAUAGGGGUUUGGUUGAUUCCCUUGAAUCAUCUUCUUUUACUUUCUUGUUGUUUUCUUUUUCUCCUUUUUGCUCCUUAAAUUGUCAAAUUUUUUGUACCACUAUCCUUUAAUUGGUGAAUAGACUAAUGAAAUUUCAGAGGUUGUUUGUUAACCAAGUCAAUGAAGUUGGAGAGAAGUAGAUAUAGAGCAUCAAUCAUCAUUUCCUUAUUUGACAGAUGAGAGAGAGAGAGAGAGAGAAAGAGAGAAGCAGGGAGCCUGAGAGUGAUGUUUCAUGGUUUAAUGCAGAACUACUCUCUGAACAGUUAGAAUCAUUUUCUUUCAGGAGCUUUGAAUUUAUAAUUAGUGAUAGUUUCGAGA
Messenger RNA from Vigna umbellata (rice bean), 1912 nucleotides. Its product is annotated as dof zinc finger protein DOF5.3-like. Gene Ontology annotation, molecular function: DNA-binding transcription factor activity; DNA binding. NCBI's taxonomy places the organism in Eukaryota, Viridiplantae, Streptophyta, Magnoliopsida, Fabales, Fabaceae. The record is from RefSeq and is a predicted model, not a curated record. Gene Ontology annotation, biological process: regulation of DNA-templated transcription.